CAUAUGUAUAGUACAUAUAUACACAUAUAUACUACAUAUACGUAUAUGCGAAUGGAAUAUUCAAUGUUGCCAACUUACAAAAAAGUUGCUCAAAACGUUAUGUUUACUUGAAAUACCAAACAACAUAUUUUAAUUAAAAACCACACGAAUCACUUAUACGUCUGUUUUAAUUAAAAAUCUUUAACGAAGUGAAGAAGAACGAAUCUUUUGUAAUAUUUCAUUUGGUUACGUACGUUGACAACAUUUGACAUUACUUUAUGCGACCGCAAUUUUAUAAAUGACAUUCUAAUAAAAUGACGAUUACAUUGAGAAACUGACUGUGCACAUAUCGACAUAUUAAUGAAAGUAUUCACGUAGAUGAUUGAAUUGUUAGAAAUUUCCAGAAAGAGGUUAUCUUCACAAUUGAUUUGAUAUUUCAACAGUGUUCUAAGUAAUAUCUUAUUAAAAAUCCAUCAUUUAUCAGUGAUGGAUUUAACAAUGGCAAAUAUGUUAUUAAUAUUAUUAUACUUCGUUUGAAAACAUAUGAUUUACAUGUAAGAUAUAUUUAAUUGUAUGUUAAUGGUGCGUCAUAUAAUAAUAGGGAAAUAAUAUAAUUUAUAAUCAUGUUUGGUACAUUACGCAAUAAAUUUCAAACUGUGCAAGAAAGUAUAUCAGCUAGUAUUCGAGGAUUGACAAUUGUUGAAAAUCCAAAACCUAAAAAAUUUAUCAAUAUAAGGAAUGUUAAUUACAAUGCUGGAGCAGAUAUCUUACAUAAAUUUCAAUUAGAAUGGAACGAAUUGCACGAGUUGGCAGAGGAAAAUGCAGGGAAAGCCCAAGAGGCUAACAAACUUAUAGGAACUAUUUAUGAAAAGCUUGAAAAUGAAUGGAAAAAUAUUAUGUGUCUAAAUAGUAUAUUAGCUCAUAUUCCAAAACUCAAUAAUGCGAUACAAGAACUUAUGGAUCAAAUAGGAACAUUGCAAGAAAUGUUUGAGGAAGUAGAAAGUGCUAUAUAUAGAUUAGAAGAUUUGAACGAAAUGUUGGACUUACAAAAUAGACAGUUGGAUCACAGAUUUCAAUUGGCUUUAUAUAAAGAAAAGAAACUAGCAGAGUUAAAUGUUAUUAAAGCAAAAUUAGCGAAUGAACAUAUUGACAGAGUAUCAAAAUAUGAACUUAAACAGCAAAAAAUGAUGAAAGAAAGAAGAGAAACAUUCGACGAAGUCUUUAAAGAGGAACUUAAGGAAUACAAAGAAACAGGAUCUAUAUCCAAAUUACCAGUUACGCAACAAGGGCCUUCAUUAGACGAAAUAGUUUUAGAUGUAGAUUCGACUGUAUUCGAUGAAUUCUUAGAUAAUUAAGAAUGGAACAUUUUAAAUACUGAAUCAGAAAUAAAUAUGUAAUCCUUAAUUA
Molecule: messenger RNA, 1386 nt
Organism: Megachile rotundata (alfalfa leafcutting bee)
Lineage: Eukaryota; Metazoa; Arthropoda; Insecta; Hymenoptera; Megachilidae
Gene: Dysb
Product: dystrobrevin binding protein dysbindin
Biological process (GO): negative regulation of protein kinase activity
Cellular component (GO): cytoplasm
Source: RefSeq, a predicted model, not a curated record